AUGACGAUGCAAGAGGUCCGGGAUGUUGUGGGAGACUCGUCCGAGCCCUCGUUUCGGCUCAUGACGCCAUGGCUGGAACCCUGGAAGGGCUCUCUUUGGCCUGAGAAGUGGUCAAAGAAGCCGAUCCGAAGUGUAUCCAGCGCUAGUGCGGGUAAGGCCAUCAGCUUCCCCGAGGAUGUCAAAACCCGGGCGCAUCAACAAAGUACGCGGUCUCUGCACUGCCUCGAAAAGCAGGGAAAUCACCCGGGCUCAUUGUGA
This is a messenger RNA of Penicillium macrosclerotiorum, 258 nucleotides long. RefSeq lists its product as uncharacterized. Lineage: Eukaryota; Fungi; Ascomycota; Eurotiomycetes; Eurotiales; Aspergillaceae. The coding region runs from base 1 to 258 and encodes 85 amino acids. The transcript has 2 exons. The record is from RefSeq and is a predicted model, not a curated record.